This is a messenger RNA of Esox lucius (northern pike), 1287 nucleotides long. Its product is annotated as type III endosome membrane protein TEMP. Lineage: Eukaryota; Metazoa; Chordata; Actinopteri; Esociformes; Esocidae. The transcript has 3 exons. Bases 163 to 729 code for a protein of 188 amino acids. The record is from RefSeq and is a predicted model, not a curated record.
GCACUGCCUUUAACCUUUAGCACAACAACUUUCCUUACUCAAGACAAUUUAAAAGCCAAGCAAGCAGCCAAAAACUCCUGUCACAUACCCAAAUGAAAGGCCUCUAUUUGUAAUCCACUUGGAUACUAUCUUCUAUCAACGCCAUUGUCUUUCAGGACCAUUAUGGAACAUCUGGGCAUCAAUGCCAUGGUGGCCUUUUGUUUCUGGGUGGCACUGAUGACAAGUGCACAUCCUCUUGGAAAUGUCCUGGGAGAAAGUCGAGAAUUUCAAAGAAAACUACUGGUCGAGCCUGCCACAUCAAUAAGUCUCAACUACACUGGCGCUGUUUCCAAGACAGACGAGAAUGGUAGCACCAAGACUUGGGCCGGCAUGGCCGCAGGACUGGCCUCCGCCCUCGCUGUCUCCGUGUUACUUGUGGUGGCAGUCAAGUCCCGCGUCUUCCAGCGCUACUUGUAUCGCUACCGUCACUCGCAGCUCCUUGAUGGGGACACAGCCAGCCAGUUCAGCCGCGACGAGGUCACCUUCGCCGGGCGGGGGGUGGAGGGCAGGGGGUACGGAGGUGCCAAUGGGACCCACGGAGUGGAGGAUACCGACGAUGACGACGGCUUCAUUGAGGACAACUACAUCCAGGCUAGCGAGAAGGCAAGGGCGGAGAGCCGCGAUGACGAGAGCGUGGAGGGGGAGGUGGUGGAGGACAGCGACGACGAUCUCGAGUUCACCAUUGACUGAUGUGAAGACUGGUCGAAAAAUAUUGUUUACAGUUGGCUGAUUGACUGCUGUGACUGAAAUGCUGUCAAGACCGGAUAAAAUAAUAUUUGUAUGCAUUCAAAUAAUUUAGCUUUUCUUUUUGGCGGCGUGUGGUACAAUUAAACCAAAUAAACUAUCCAAAAAAGAAAGUGGACAUGACGGAUUCAAGUAAUAAUAAAAAAGACAAGAAUAUUUGAAAGAAAAUAUCACUUAGAAUUCAAGACGACAGUAUCUGGAAAACAACGAUACUGAGAUAUGAUCGUGGUCCCACAUGAUAGGUUUAUAGUACAUUCAUAAAGUCGUUCAUAAACACUAUACGUGUAAUUCUUUACAAAUCUUUGUUAGGGAAAUUAAAAUAUAUAUUAUGAGAUAGAAGGUCAUCACAUUUGAUUCUUUGUAGAAGGUAUAAUCAUACUUUUAAAAAUUAACCAGUUGCCUAGAAUAUUUUAGGACAGCGACCAAUCAUGAAGCAUGUUUAUGCCGAUGUUAUAAACAUUUGAUGUUGUUUCGUAAAUAUUUGAUAAAGAAACAAUGCAUGUU